GUAGCGCAGCGGCUGCAUCUGGUGCGUUUCCUGCCGGGGGACGUCAUCAUCCGCCAGGGCGAGGAGGAGGCCUUCGACUUCUUCAUCGUCGACUCCGGCCGUUGCUCCGCUCAUGUACAAGAUGCCGAGGGCCUCCGGGAGGUUCGCGAGUACAGCCCAGGCAGCGAGCGAUCAUAG
This is a messenger RNA of Symbiodinium pilosum, 177 nucleotides long. Lineage: Eukaryota; Dinophyceae; Suessiales; Symbiodiniaceae. The record is from the annotation of a GenBank genome assembly.